AUGGCCGCCUCUACCCGUAUUCCUCCUAUCGCCCAGCCCUUUGUCAGCGACCGGGCCAAGAAGACUCUCGACCUGGUCGAGCAAUUCGUCGAGAAUGACUGCAUCCCCGCAGAAGCGGUCUUCCAGGCCCAGCUGGGCGAGGGCGAGAAGCGCUGGACGACCACCCCCGCCGUGCUGGAGGAACUGAAGGCCAAGGCUAAGAAGCUGGGUCUGUGGAAUAUGUUCCUGCCCAAGAACCACUUCUCCCAGGGUGCGGGCUUCAGUAACCUCGAGUACGGCCUGAUGGCUGAAAUGCUGGGCAAGAGCAAGAUUGCUUCUGAGGCUACUAAUAACGCUGCCCCGGAUACUGGUAACAUGGAGGUGUUUGCCAAAUACGGCAAUGAUGCCCAGAAGCAGCAGUGGCUAGCUCCCCUGCUGGACGGCAAGAUUCGCUCGGCCUUCCUGAUGACGGAGCCCGACAUUGCUUCAAGCGAUGCGACGAACAUCCAGUUGGAUAUUCGUCGAGAAGGCAAUGAAUAUGUCCUCAAUGGCUCGAAAUGGUGGUCCUCCGGCGCCGGUGACCCCCGCUGCAAGAUCUACCUCGUCAUGGGCAAGACGGACUCCAAGAACCCCGAUCCCUACAAGCAGCAGUCGGUAGUGCUAGUCCCCGCCGGCACGCCGGGAGUGACGGUACACCGGAUGCUGACGGUGUACGGGUACGACGACGCGCCGCACGGCCACGGACACAUCACGUUCAAGAACGUGCGCGUGCCCUUGGGCAACAUGGUGCUGGGCGAGGGCCGCGGGUUCGAAAUUAUCCAGGGCCGACUUGGCCCCGGACGCAUCCACCAUGCGAUGCGGACGAUCGGUGCCGCGGAGAAGGCGGUCGAGUGGCUGAUCACGCGGGUGAACGACGAGCGCAAGAAGCCCUUUGGCCAGCCACUGUCGGCGCAUGGGGUGAUUCUCGAGUGGAUCGCCAAGUCGCGUAUUGAGAUCGAUGCCGCGCGCCUGAUUGUCCUCAAUGCUGCGGUCAAGAUCGACCAGGGUGACGCGAAGUCUGCGCUCAAGGAGAUCGCGCAGGCCAAGGUCCUCGCGCCACAGUCCGCGCUUGCCGUCAUCGACCGCGCGGUUCAGGCUUACGGCGCCGCCGGUGUCUGCCAGGAUACGCCGCUUGCCUACCUCUGGGCUGGGAUCCGGACUCUGCGCAUCGCGGAUGGGCCCGAUGAGGUUCACCUGCAGCAGCUUGGUCGUCGGGAGAACCGCUCCCGGAAGGAUGCGGUCACCAAGAAGCUGAACUGGCAACGUGAUGAGGGGGAUCGCCUCCUGAACGCUGCCGGCCUCAAGCCUAAGAGCCGUCUGUGA
Penicillium lagena is the source of this 1341-nucleotide messenger RNA. RefSeq lists its product as uncharacterized. The coding region runs from base 1 to 1341 and encodes 446 amino acids. Gene Ontology annotation, molecular function: oxidoreductase activity, acting on the CH-CH group of donors; flavin adenine dinucleotide binding. The transcript is spliced from 4 exons. The record is from RefSeq and is a predicted model, not a curated record. Lineage: Eukaryota; Fungi; Ascomycota; Eurotiomycetes; Eurotiales; Aspergillaceae.